Messenger RNA from Acanthosepion pharaonis, 960 nucleotides. The record is from the annotation of a GenBank genome assembly. NCBI's taxonomy places the organism in Eukaryota, Metazoa, Mollusca, Cephalopoda, Sepiida, Sepiidae.
AUGUACUUCACUUUGUCACUUUUGUUAGGUUCAUGCCUUCAUUUUUCUUCGAAUCAUUGUCCUUGUCUUUCUUUUCUUUUUUUUAUUUGCUUCUUUCUUUCUUUUUUCCUGUUUCUUUCAUUCAUUCUUUCUUUUCUUUCCUUUCUUUUUAAUUGCUCUUUUCUUUCUUAUAUAUUUUAUUUGCUUCUUUCUUCCUUUCAUUCAUUCUUUAUUUUCUUUCUUUCUUUUCUUUCUUUCUUUUCUUUCUUUCUUUUUAUUUGCUACUUUCUUGCUUUCAUUUACUUUUAUUUUCUUCUUUCUUUCAUUUAUUUAUUAUUUUUGGCUUCUUUCUUUUUUUCGUAUUACUUUCAUUCAUUCUUUCAUUCAUGCUUCUUUUUUUCUUAUUUCUUUCUUUCAUUCUUUCUUUCUUUCUUUUCAUUUUUUAAUUGGUUCUUUAUUUCUUUCGUUCUUUUUUUCCUUUACUUCGGUGUAUUUCUUUCCUUCUUUUGUUUUUAUUUUUUCUUUCUUUCUUUCUUUAUUUCUUUCUUUGUAUUGGCAUUGACGUUGCUUUUACUUUCCUUCCUUCCUUCUUUCUUUCUUUCUUUUCUUUUUUCUUUCAAUUCUCUCUUCAUUCUAAUCACCGUCUGUUUUCUUUCUUUCUGUCUUUUUUUGUUCUUUCCUUCUUUCUUUUGUUUUUGUUUGCUUCUUUCUUUCUUUCUUUCUUUCUUUGUAUUUGGAUUGAUGUUACUUUUUCUUUCUUUCUUCCAUUCUUUCUUUCGUUGUAUUUUCUUUCCUUCUUUCUUUCUUUCUUCUUUUCUCUUUUCUUUUUUGUUUUUCUUUCUUUCUUUCUUUCUUUCUUUCUUUCUUUGUAUUCGCAUUGACAUUGCUUUUACUUUCUUUCCUUCUUUCUUUUCUUUCUUCUUUUCUUUUCUUUCUUUUGUUCUUUCUUUCUUUUGUUUUUUUUCUUUGUAUUUGGAUUGA